Molecule: messenger RNA, 609 nt
Organism: Zophobas morio
Lineage: Eukaryota; Metazoa; Arthropoda; Insecta; Coleoptera; Tenebrionidae
Exons: 1
Coding region: 1-609 (202 amino acids)
Source: RefSeq, a predicted model, not a curated record
AUGCAAGUCGGCGGUAUCAAUCAGUCAGUUAGCAGCGUGAAUCAAUCAACACAAGUAUCAGUGAAAUCUAGAUAUAACCAAUACAAUCAGAAUAUUAAGUGCUUAGUUUUAAGUAACAUAACAGAAAACCUUCCGAUUAAUCCGAUGGAUAUGUCAACCAUAAGUGUUCCUAAAAAUAUAAAGCUUGCGGAUCCAGACUUUCAUCGGCCCGGGCCGAUUGAUCUAUUAAUCGGUGCAGAAUUGUUUUUGCCUUUAAUGUGCAUUGGACAAAUUCAUGUUGCCCCGGGGCGACCACAUUUCCAAAAAACCCAGUUGGGAUGGAUUGUUGGAGGAAACAUAAACGCAUCCGGUAAUAAACCUAGAGCCUUGUGUCAUUUUACACGUUCAGAUCAGGAAUUACACGACCAAGUGAGUAAACUGUUUGCGCUUGAGGACACUAAAAUUGUCGCCGACAAAGUUACUCCGGAAGAACGACAAUGCGAAAUCCAUUUUUCACAAACCAUUAAGCGGGAUGUACACGGGCGGUUCGUGGCGCGCCUACCUUUCAAGUGCACCCCGCCUGACUUGGGAAAUUCCCAGCAAGGCGCCCUCAAUCGGUUUCGAUCUUAA